UCCAAGGAACAAAAUUUCCAGAACUAAAAACUAGAAAUAGUGUCUAAAAUGGAAUUAAAAGAUUUCGACACGAUCCUGGAGUCUAUCGGGAGCUACGGCCCUUACCAACACAGGAUGAUGUUCUUUGUGGUCUCUAUGACGUCGUUGAUCAUUGGCUUACAGGUCAGCAUCAAGAUAUUCAUAACGAUUGUGCCUGAUCACUGGUGUCACGUGGAAGGACGGGAGUCCAGCUCCAUGUCAGUCGACGAGUGGAAAAACUUCACCAUUCCAAUGGUUACCGUUCGCUUACCGGUAUCCUGGCUACCGUUCGCUUACCGGUACCCUGGUUACCGCUGCACAUCGUGGGAGUACGAUCGUUCUUUGUUGCACGAGACACUGGCUACCACCAACGACUGGGUGUGUGACAGGGAGCUAUACUCGGUGCACAUCAUGUCGGCGAACAUAGCUGGCAGCUGCAUAAGCACCUUCAUCAUGCCCUACCUCGCUGAUAAGUACACUGGACGCAGACAGAUGUACCUGGUCUCCAUCUUCUUCCACUUCAUUUUCGAGUUCGCCACAAUCUUCACCUCGAACUUCCCCCUCCAUCUCGUUUGGAGAUUUUUGGCGGGCUGCAGCUUCCAGACCAACUACCAGAUGAGCUACAUCAUCAGCUUGGAGCUGAUGGCCCCCGGCAAGCGCGCCCUCGCAGAGACGCUCUCCUUCGCCACGUGGACGGUGGGCAUGUGUCUGACGUCACUGCUGGCCUGGGCGGCCGGCGACUGGCGGUACAUCAGCACCGUGUCACUGCUGCUCGACUCUUACAUGUUUGCUGUGUACUGGAUGAUGCCCGAGUCCCCUCGCUGGCUGCUGUCCAAGAACAGAACUCCAGAAGCCACCAAGAUCCUAAUGAAGAUCGCGGAGGUGAACAAAGUGACAGGAGCGAGUGCGGAAGACUUGCAGCAGCAGCUGACUGCUAUCGAGAAGCAGCAACCGACGGCGAUGACGUUCGCAGAGAUACGGCGGUAUCCGACAUUUUGCAGGACCGUCAUCUUGCUGUGCUGUAUCUCGGCAGCCAGCUACGUGGUCUACGGGGUGAUCAGCCUCGAUGUGAACUUCAUCGACAACAGUUAUUUCAUGAACUUCUUCCUGCUUUCUCUGAUGGAGUUCCCGUCACAAGUCACAGGCUGGCUCGGUGUGCAAUACCUCGGCCGGCGCCUCUCAGCCGUCCUGACUUACCUGCUGUGUGCCGGCACGUGCUGCGUUGCCGCACUCGUCGGGCAUGAGGGGCUCCUUACUGAUCGUCUCUUUCAUUUACUGGUGGUGGUGAGUCUGCUGAAGUGGCUGAGCACGUCUGCCCUGCUGAGCCUCUACCUGCAGGUCUCAGAGCUGUACCCCACCACGAUGCGGUCCACGGGCAUGGGCACCAUAGCCGUGUUCGGGACGGCCUUCUUCUCAGCCACGCCAUACAUCAUUAACGCGGACGAAGGCUCCGGAUUGAAAUAUCUGAUGUUGAUGGGCCUGAGCGCCGCCUGCGCGGUGCUGUCCAUUCCUCUGCCUGAGACGCUCUCAAUGCCGCUCCCGCAAACCCUGGCUGAGGCGGACAGCAUCGCCUCGGUCCGGCCUCUCAAGAAACUCAUCCACCACUGGAACGUGAAAAAGUUUACUCCGGUGCCCUUCUACGGGCAAACCUGCAGCAAUGAUAAGCAAGUAACGAGGGCGGAAGAAAGCGCCGCUCAGGAAAUCGCUUGUCUCAAGGAUGGCCAGGAAUAAAUCGUGAUCGAUUGUGAGAAAUUUUCAAUAGAAAGGGACAAUUAAAAGAAGCGACUCUGUUAAUAGAAAGCGACAGUGAUGGGCUGUGUGCGUAAUUUCGUUUGUUUAAAGAAUGAGGUUAGUUAGCUGCUGGUCAACUGAAAGCUCCAAUGGAAUUCAGAAAUUUUUGAAAACAUUUAAUGUCCGAUGUUAAUCUGGCGUCU
Hyalella azteca is the source of this 1952-nucleotide messenger RNA. Its product is annotated as organic cation transporter 1-like. The record is from RefSeq and is a predicted model, not a curated record. The transcript has 13 exons. Gene Ontology annotation, cellular component: membrane. Bases 49 to 1749 code for a protein of 566 amino acids. Gene Ontology annotation, biological process: transmembrane transport. Gene Ontology annotation, molecular function: transmembrane transporter activity. Lineage: Eukaryota; Metazoa; Arthropoda; Malacostraca; Amphipoda; Hyalellidae.